Molecule: messenger RNA, 1264 nt
Organism: Phaeodactylum tricornutum CCAP 1055/1
Lineage: Eukaryota; Bacillariophyta; Bacillariophyceae; Surirellales; Neidiaceae
Exons: 1
Coding region: 329-1264 (311 amino acids)
Source: RefSeq, a predicted model, not a curated record
CCUUCCCGUGCCAACAGCAAAAUCCAACCGUAUUGUGAGAGAAGAGCCGGGAUUGACUGACAGUCAAGUUCGUUGAUUGGUAUUCUACAGUAACGUUGUGGUGGUCAAGGCCGUUUCGUUUGUUUGUUUGUUUGUUUGUUCGUUCGGUUGCCAGAGAAGCACUCGUCCAUAGGAAUUUCUCUCGACGUCGAGCGCCAGAGCGCACCUCUUCGAAUUAUUCUUCAGGAACCCGAGUCUACGCCUUGCCCUUUCUACCGUCGCUACGUCUCCGCCACGCUAACACCGUGGUAACGUAAUACUGACGGCUUUCCGGGUAAGCGUGUGAAAGAUGCAGUCACUCGUAGAUAAUCUUUGUCGAUGUUGGGACACCGCCGGUACCAAGGCAGCAGUGUCCCCACCGGCAACUCCCACCGUCUGGUCCGAGUGCAUAGCGGCAUCUGACGUUCCCGAAGUGGGGGAUUUAUCCCUACCGAUAUCGCCCACGCGACAGUCCACCUUUUCUUCCAACGCAACCCCGGAUAUGAAACGACGGACCCGAAGUCUCGCACUAAGAGACAAACAGUGGGAUGCCUUGUUUGAAGGCCAACAACCGCAACGCUCCCCAACAACCCCGUCGCGACCCACCUUGAUCAAUAUCGAGCCCCGGAGAUAUCGUUCGGAAUCGGCGGUGACGAAAGAACCAGUCCGUUCGGAAAAGGCUUUGGCUACACCGGCGCAAAGACACCCCGGGGCCAAACGAAAACGUCCCGCCGACAUUUUUCGGACCAAGCCACGGACACCCUCGCGCUCGGGAUCCGUCGGUGCCAACGCUACCAACUCCUUUUCACGAUUUCUGUCCCGGAAUCCCGCCCUCGCCAGCACCUUGUGUUUCGCUUCGCCGGUACACAGCAACGCCGAACCCGAGGUCGUGCCGCUCGACGAAGUUACCAGUGUCGUGUCGGAUUCCCACACCCUCCAUACCCAAGACGAUACCAUUGCCUCGACGGUCUACUACGAAGAAGUCAAACUGGCGGGAAUGCAACAGCACUCGCCGCUCAUGCCGUUGUUUCCCGAAACGAGCAUCCGGGACGGUGACAUCAUCAGACUCAGCGACCCCGACGAACGGCGACGUACACGCACCUCGCCAGUGGUACCUUCGGCACACGUCCUAGCUUGGAAAGAGCCCACAUUAGCGGAUUCCCGGCAGCCGCAUGGCGGACCGGAUGCUUCCCUUCCACCCAUGACCAAAAGUAGUAGCGACAGUACCCGCCAAUCGGAUGCUUAA